Gasterosteus aculeatus aculeatus (three-spined stickleback) is the source of this 2732-nucleotide messenger RNA. The record is from RefSeq and is a predicted model, not a curated record. NCBI's taxonomy places the organism in Eukaryota, Metazoa, Chordata, Actinopteri, Perciformes, Gasterosteidae.
AUGCGAUGUAUCCUUUUUCAGUGGACGCGGUGGCCAAUGGGAGUCGGCCCUGCGGAGCCAACACCGAGCCGUGCGUCCCCAUUCAUUCAGAGCUGAACGGGCCCGCGGAGCCGAAGUGAGCGCAACGACGCUGCUGCUGCUGCUGCUGGUUUUUUUUCCCCCCUGUGUUGUUGCGCCAGCGCAGAUUCCCCGCGACAAACACGCGAGGUCCACCGCGGCUCCUCGAAGCCGGACGACGUCUUGGAAUCUACACGCGCGCGCCUGACUUCUCCGACAACGUUUUUUUUUUUCAAAUUUUAUUUGAAUUAAUAUUAGUAUUAUUUGUUGUCUGUUCCUGCGGGACUCCUCUAUAAGUAGGUCGCCUACAAAACGGCCUCUCCCCCCCCCCUCCCCGCAAGUGCGCAGCACUUCUCCGGGUUCCUUCCUCCCAGAGCUCCAUCGUGGAUUUACUUGGUUUUAUUCUGGGACGAAUUGCACGCGCAACCCGCGCUGAACUAAGACCACGAGAAGAGAACCACACUAGUAGUGAUAAGGGAAUACCGCGAAGGGAUACGCUCCUACUUGGAUUAACCGGCGGUGAACGUUAUGCACCAGACUUCGUAGUCUCCGUCUGGACGUUGUCCCUUUUCCGUGGUGGAUGGAGUUUUUGCAGCUGCUUGGUUGAUGGAUUCGACGUUAUGGAUGGUUGCACAUAGGUUUUCCGAUGCAUGCCAAGUCCACGGUGAAUGUCGGAAGUGGUGAUCCCCCCAGAUGGAGCUCCAAAGUCAACAUGGCCCCGGCGGUUCAUUAGUGGUGAUCCAGCAGCCUUCCCUAGAGAGCCGACAGAGGUCGGAUUACGAGCGGGAGCUCCAGCAUGCCGCCAUUCUCUCCCUGGACCAAAUCAAGGCCAUCCGCUCCAACAACGAGUACACCGAGGGGCCCUCGGUGGCGCGGAGGCCCCCUGCGCCCCGCGUGGCCCCCAGGCCCCAGGACAAGCAGGAGAGGACUCACGAGGUCAUCCUCGUCAAUGUGAACAACAACUAUGAGCGCCGGCCGUCAGGCGGCCACCACCACCACCACCACCACCACCAGGCCGGGGGCGGCGGCGGCGGCGUGGUGGUGGCGGCGGGCGGGGGACAGCAGUACGGCGGGUCCCGGGCCCCGGGGCUCAGCCGCUCCACUAGCACAGGAAGUGCCGCUAGUUCAGGGAGCAACAGCAGCGCCUCCUCCGAACAGGGGCUCCUGGCCCGCUCGCCCCCCGCCCGGCCCGGCGCCAGCUUGCAGCACCACCACAGAGCGGAGCGGCCCGUUCGGACGCAGCCCAAGCCCAAGGCGCUCUCGCAGGGCCAGCAGGGACCCCACUUCCACCAGCCUCCGCCGGAGGCUCCGCUCAAGCCCCCGGGCAAGGGCAAGUCAGACUUCUCCGCCUCGGGCAAAGGGGUGGGGGCCGCCGGCCACCAGUUCAUCUGCGAGCGCUGCGGCAAGUGCAAGUGCGGCGACUGCACGGCGCCCAGGAGCCUGCCGUCGUGCCUGGCGUGCAACGGCCAGUGCCUGUGCUCGGCCGAGAGCGCGCUGGAGCACGGCACCUGCAUGUGCCUGGUCAAGGGCAUCUUCUACCACUGCUCCAACGACGACGAGGGCGACUCGUGCGCCGACCAGCCCUGCUCGCUGUCACGCUCCCACUGCUGCUCCCGUUUCCUGUGCAUGGGAUUAAUGUCGGUACUCUUCCCCUGUCUGCUGUGCUACCUGCCCGUCAAAGGGUGCCUGAAGGCGAGCCAGGGCUGCUACGACCGGGUCAACAGGCCCGGCUGCCGCUGCAAGAACUCCAACACUGUCUAUUGCAAACUGGAGAGCUGGGCCCAACAGAGCCAGGAGAAACCCUCCUGACAAUGAUAAGUCACAAAUUAACGUUUAGCAAACACUCUGAGCGCCUCCCACCAGCCGCCCAUCCUCGAUGCGGGAACCUAAGGAGCUAAGCAGAGGAGUAACGAAAACCACUCGAUUAUUUUCAUUUUUUUUUCUGGAUCAGGACCAUGUUUUUUUACAGACCAGUGUUUGCCUUAACUGUUUCCAUGUCUGUCCCCGGCUCGUCAUUAAGUCUAUUUUUUUUUUUUUUUUAUGUAUAUGAAUAAGUUUCUCUUCCGUUUUUAGGUAGGCAGUUUCCUCUGGUCCUGUGUGCCCAGGGGCAGCUGCCUCGCACCAUCUGUGAAGGAUGAUCUACUAUAGGGCAAUUAUGUAGCUGUUACCUGUUAUUCAUAGCAAGCAGGUAUCUUUGAAUUUAUUGGUUUUCCUGCCACACUAAAACCGUGGUUCCUCUGCUCAUGUUGCAUUAACGAAAGCACAUCCAUCUCAUAGUAUUUCUUUUUUUUUUUUCUCCACUUGGAUAUGUUUCUCUCCUUCCACCCAUCUGGACUCAUCAUACACAUUUGGUGGCAUUGUCACAUGUUUGUUUGUUGUUGUUAUUUUCUUCUUUAUUUUUGUGUCAACUGUAUGCUCAAAAUCCAUAAGAGGAAUUCUGGCUAUUUUUUAAAAGAAAAAAAUGUCUGUUAAAACAUUUUUUUUUUUUUGAUGUAAAAAAUAUUUAUUAUGUGAAGCUCUAUUAUUUUAUGAUAUUUAUUGCAAGAGACAGUCUUAAAUUUACUCAUGUCUGAAUAUAACAAAAUAUCAAAUACUUAAUGAAAAAUUAAAGGGUGGCACAAAAGAAAACUAUGUUAACUUUAAUGCAGAAAAUAUAUUAAUUAAUGAAAAAAACA